AUGGAUUAUCCUUUGCGGUUUUUUGGAGUGCUCACAAUUUGUUACUUGCACCCCAAAGUGGAGGCCAAGCGUGAUUUCAAAUUUGAAAUCUUGGAUUUUAAAAUCAAUGUAACUGAUGCCGAAUUGUUUUCGGAUUCUAUCUACUCUUCAUACGAUAGACAACAAUUGACGGUCGAAUUUAGCAUGGUCCAAACCAUAACCGAAUGGUCUGGAGUUUUCAAUGUGGACAUAUUGCCUGUAGGUGGUCCAAUUACCCACAUUCUGAAACUGAAUGGCAAUAUUUGUGAUUGUCUUAGAUCGGCUUGUCGAAAUAAUUUAAUGGUCGCUUUGUUUAAGGAAGUAUUUCGUUCAUCGAAUUUUCCCCAAAAGUGUCCAUUAUUGGCGAAAAACAAAUACUAUUUAAGAAAUUAUACCGUUCGUGCUGAUGACUAUCCUGCUUUCUUGCCUCAGGUGAUGUGGCAAGUCAACAUUGACAUGAUGUUCAAUAAAAAAAUGGCUAUGACAUGGUUUCUAAAAGGCCGUACGGGUAAAUUUUGA
Messenger RNA from Stomoxys calcitrans (stable fly), 537 nucleotides. RefSeq lists its product as uncharacterized. The coding region runs from base 1 to 537 and encodes 178 amino acids. NCBI's taxonomy places the organism in Eukaryota, Metazoa, Arthropoda, Insecta, Diptera, Muscidae. The transcript is spliced from 3 exons. The record is from RefSeq and is a predicted model, not a curated record.